AGGCCAGAGGCGGGACUUGAGCCUGGAGGGGCUCGGGAUUGCGGAAGUGUUGUGAGGAGGGUCUGGUCGCUCUUGGAACGCAGUGUUAUUUUGGAACAAGUUCCGAAAGAGAGGCUGCUGCUUGGGGUCGCAGAGCCACCAGCCUGCGCACGUUUGGGGCUACACCAGGCGCGACUCGCCGUCGCCGCUGUUGGUCCUCUUCCCUCGUUCCUCUGCAGGGAACCGCCUCGGAUAUCCGCCAUGGCAUCCCCUCCGUCCAACCUCCAGAAAGCGAUAGACCUCGCUAGCAAAGCAGCCCAGGAGGACAAAGCUGGGAACUAUGAGGAAGCCCUUCAACUCUACCAACAUGCUGUGCAGUAUUUUCUCCAUGUAGUUAAAUAUGAAGCACAGGGUGAUAAAGCCAAGCAAAGUAUCAGGGCAAAGUGUACAGAAUAUCUUGAUAGAGCAGAAAAACUAAAGGAGUACCUGAAAAAGAAAGAGAAGAAACCACAGAAGCCGGUGAAAGAGGGGCAGCCGAGUCCACCUGAUGAGAAGGGGAAUGACAGUGAUGGGGAAGGAGAAUCUGAUGAUCCUGAAAAAAAGAAACUACAGAAUCAACUGCAAGGUGCCAUUGUUAUAGAGCGCCCCAAUGUGAAAUGGAGUGAUGUUGCUGGCCUUGAAGGAGCCAAAGAAGCACUGAAAGAGGCUGUGAUACUGCCUAUUAAGUUCCCUCAUCUUUUUACGGGCAAGAGAACACCUUGGAGGGGAAUCCUAUUAUUUGGACCACCUGGAACAGGAAAGUCAUAUUUAGCCAAAGCUGUAGCAACAGAAGCAAACAACUCAACAUUUUUUUCAGUAUCUUCCUCUGACCUGGUUUCUAAGUGGCUAGGUGAAAGUGAAAAGCUAGUUAAGAACUUAUUCCAACUUGCCAGAGAGAAUAAACCUUCCAUUAUCUUCAUUGAUGAAAUUGAUUCUCUCUGUGGUUCAAGAAGUGAAAAUGAAAGUGAAGCUGCACGUAGAAUUAAGACAGAGUUCCUGGUUCAAAUGCAAGGAGUUGGUGUGGACAAUGAUGGAAUUUUGGUUCUGGGAGCUACAAAUAUACCCUGGGUUCUGGAUUCUGCCAUUAGGCGAAGAUUUGAGAAACGAAUUUAUAUUCCUUUGCCUGAGGCCCAGGCCCGAUCCGCAAUGUUUAAACUGCACUUGGGGACCACUCAGAACAGUUUAACAGAAACAGACUUCCGAGAACUUGGGAAGAAAACUGAUGGUUAUUCAGGGGCAGACAUAAGUAUCAUUGUGCGUGAUGCACUUAUGCAGCCUGUUCGAAAAGUACAGUCAGCUACUCAUUUUAAAAAGGUUCAAGGACCUUCACAAGCUGAUCCUAACAACAUAGUAGAUGACCUACUAACGCCGUGUUCUCCAGGUGACCCUGGUGCCAUCGAAAUGACAUGGAUGGAUGUACCUGGGGAUAAACUUUUGGAGCCAGUUGUUUGCAUGUCGGACAUGUUACGGUCACUAUCUAGCACAAAACCCACAGUCAAUGAACACGACUUGUUGAAACUAAAGAAGUUUACAGAAGAUUUUGGCCAAGAAGGCUAAACCAAAGACAACGAGGAAGAUGUUUACCGGUGUGUUCUUUCUUUUGUCGGUGUUUUUGCCUUUCUUGGAUGUCAUUCAGAUUGUUUCCAGUAAAACACUUAUACCACAGGGAAAUAGAGAUCUUACUUCACUGUUCCUUUAAGUUUUAUAUGUACUUUUGCUCCAUUACCAAUUAAAUGUUCCUAUUAACAAAAAUUACAAACUAAUGAGUUGAGGAAAUGCAAGUGAUAUGAAUGGCAAAAAAUAGAAAUUGCCCAGUAAAAAGAGGAUUAAAAUUGGUUGAGGUACAGAUUUUUAAAUUAUUAUGAAUAGUGGUCUUUGUAAAGGGCAUUUAUCUUUUUUUACUAAAAUGAAAUAGGGCUUACUUCAUAUUUUGAAAAAAUUCUUAAGCAUCAUUCUCAUCAAUGUAAAUUUAUUUAC
This is a messenger RNA of Rhinolophus ferrumequinum (greater horseshoe bat), 1995 nucleotides long. It is a transcript of the gene VPS4B, whose product is annotated as vacuolar protein sorting 4 homolog B. The coding region runs from base 241 to 1575 and encodes 444 amino acids. Gene Ontology annotation, biological process: vacuole organization; endosomal transport. NCBI's taxonomy places the organism in Eukaryota, Metazoa, Chordata, Mammalia, Chiroptera, Rhinolophidae. The record is from RefSeq and is a predicted model, not a curated record. Gene Ontology annotation, molecular function: ATP hydrolysis activity; ATP binding. The transcript is spliced from 11 exons.